This is a messenger RNA of Pyrus x bretschneideri (Chinese white pear), 739 nucleotides long. RefSeq names its product transcription and mRNA export factor ENY2. Lineage: Eukaryota; Viridiplantae; Streptophyta; Magnoliopsida; Rosales; Rosaceae. Gene Ontology annotation, cellular component: nuclear pore; SAGA complex; DUBm complex. The record is from RefSeq and is a predicted model, not a curated record. The coding region runs from base 161 to 496 and encodes 111 amino acids. The transcript is spliced from 5 exons. Gene Ontology annotation, biological process: regulation of transcription by RNA polymerase II; poly(A)+ mRNA export from nucleus; positive regulation of DNA-templated transcription. Gene Ontology annotation, molecular function: transcription coactivator activity; chromatin binding.
CCCUAGGAGACGAAAUCGUUAAUUUGCAGUUUAACCAGUCUGGGAUGUUCGUUCGUGCACCAUCAUCGAUAAUCCUGAACAAUCAAUCAAUCUACUUUCCUCCUUCAAGUCGCAGAGUGUUCGACGGUCGAGAUUUACUUGGUCUCCGAUUCCUACAACCAUGAGGAAAUCUGUGAAUCGUCCGCCGACGCCGGAUGUUGCAGAAAAUCAAGAAAAAGAGCGCACUCUUCAAGAGCUUAUCAACAUCGAGUUGAUUGAGAGCGGUGAAAAGGAGAGGUUAAUGGAGCUUCUGAGGGAAAGGCUGAUAGAGUGCGGGUGGAAGGAUGAAAUGAAAGCUCUUUGCAGGGCAUUUAUAAAGAAAAAAGGGAGGAACAAUGUUACAGUUGAUGAUCUUGUACAUGUAAUGACCCCAAAGGGCAGAGCCUCCGUCCCUGAUUCCGUGAAGGCGGAGCUUUUGCAAAGAAUUCGUACAUUUCUUGUGUCAGCAGCUCUUUGAUGCACCGUGUGGUUCCUGAUUGUGACAAAUCUAGGGAUAUGAUGAUGAUGAUGGGUGGUGGUGAUGAAGAAGCUUUUUCUGAAUGAAACUCAUUAGUGAAUAGCUUGGAGGGCGGCGGGAUGCAACUCCCUUUUUAUUUGUUAUUUUUUUUGUUUCCAUGGGAAAAUUGUAUAAUUAAUUGAUGUUAUGGAAAGCAACUUAAACGAACAUUUAUAUUUUCUAUCAAGUUUCUACAUUUAUCAA